Yarrowia lipolytica CLIB122 is the source of this 1071-nucleotide messenger RNA. RefSeq lists its product as uncharacterized. Gene Ontology annotation, cellular component: membrane. NCBI's taxonomy places the organism in Eukaryota, Fungi, Ascomycota, Dipodascomycetes, Dipodascales. Gene Ontology annotation, molecular function: serine-type endopeptidase activity. The record is from RefSeq and is a predicted model, not a curated record.
AUGAACUUCUUCAGAGGCAACAUCGUUCUGGGGAGACUGGCUCCUGGUUUCUGGAAGAGUACUCAGACUCUGGGCUCCACCUCCAACCCCAUUGUCAAGAAUGUGGUCGGUCCUACCCCUGGCCAGAUCAACACCAUGUUCCGGCAGAUGCAACGACUUGGCAAGCGGGGUGGCAUUGCUGACAUGCUGAAGGAGACCCGAGGCAAGUUCAAUGCCCUGAGGAACGAUACAAAGACGUUUGCAUACAACACAAAGGGCCUCUUCACGGCUCGACCCUUCACCAACUUCGCUUACGGCGAUGGUGCCCGAUGGAUUUACCCCGGAGGUGAUCCCACCAAAUACAUUCUGGCCAAAGCUCUGGCCUUCUCUAUCGGUACCAUUGUUGUCUCUUACUUUGCCUUUCCUCUGUUGUUCAAGUAUACACCCAUUGGCGUGUUUGCGCAGCGGCCUGACUGGAUGAUCUCUGCCAUCAUCGGUGUCAAUGCUGCCUUCUUCUUGCUGUGGAAGUCCGGUAACCCCUGGAUCAUCCGAUUCAUGUUCGAGAACAUGCUUCUCAAGACCGGGCCCGGUUUCCGACCUGCUCAGCUUAUUGGAUCAGCCUUCUCCCACCAGGAGUUCUGGCAUUUCUUCGUUAACAUGUUUGUGCUCUAUCAGUUUGGUAUCCCUGUUGCUAUGACCAUGGGAUCUGCCUGGUUCUGCCACAUGUACAUGACCUCUGUUGUUGUCUCUUCUUUCACCUCCCUGCUCGUGCCUUCUCUGCUCGGCCGAGCAAUUAUGUCUCUGGGUGCCUCGGGAGCCAUCUUCUCCGUUGUUGGUGUUUUCUGUUCCGUCUUUCCUGACGCCACUAUUGGUUUCUUCUUCGUUCCUCUGCCUUUUGGCGCAUGGUGGUUCUUCCUCGGUUCCAUCGCCAUGAACGUUGGAGGUAUUGUUGGAAGAUGGGGUCGGUACGAUUAUGCUGGACACUUGGGUGGAUCCCUGUCUGGUCUGUACUUUGGCUGGAGAGUUAACCAGUUCCGAUCCGAGAUGCGAGAACGAAUGAAGCGACGAGGAUACCCCGGUUUCAACUUUUAA